AUAUCCGACGUCUAUCAUCUUUUUCGUUCUCUCCAUCCUCUUUUGUCCAUUGUUUCAAGAUGCGAAAGCUUCUCACCAUCUCGAUCCAGGUCACCAACUCGUUUUCCUAUCACUUUCACCUGGCUUGAUCCUCGAGCGGGAGGCUUACCGCCCAUCACUCAGUCUCGAAGCUAAUCACAAUCCGAUGAUGGUGAUGAACCCAUUAACUGCAACUUUUCUUGCCGCUCUUAUUGGCACGGCUGCAUCAGCUUCAUGUGGUUCUUCUGGGAUCCCAUUCCGUUUUGAAGUUCUUCCAUCCGGACAACCAGUGCUCGGAUGUGGAUCUCCAACUUGUUUUGGAGCUGAAAAUGGAGGAAGAGACUUGAGACAUGAUUCUAGUUUUAUGGCAGGUGCUGACGGUGAUGAUGGAUUUUUCCGUGAUGGAGAUCUUGCACGUGUUCGUGUCCGUGAUCCAGAUGCUCCAGCUCAAAUGGCAAACUGUCCACGUGAAUUCUCAUCUUCCAGCUGCUCCAAUCCAAUGACUUGGGUUGGAGGAUUCAAGGCUAGUGAUAACGGAGACCUUUCUCUUCAAUGCUGUCAUUAUGAAGGGCUUCGAUUUGCUCAAGAAGUUGGGCGCCCAGUUGUUCAUCCAGGAGAGGUAUAUUCUGGAGGAGAAGUUCUUCGUGAUGGCCGUCAAACUGGAUUUGAUGCUAUUUCGAAUGUGAGAAAAAUAACUUCUGGGGAUGGGACAGUUGCUUAUGAAGUUACUGUCACCCGUAUGAACUGCCUUCCAAAUCCAGGAGAAGAGAGCAAUGAAGUUUCUUUUGAUAUUCAAAGAGACAUUGGAAGAAUUCUCGAUAAAGUUGGAGAAACUGCUGCAAGCGGAGUUCAAACCAAUCACAUCGAAGCCGAUCAACGUCUUUCUCCAUCUACCGAUGUUCAAUCUGAUUCAUAUGUUUCUCCAACUGAAGCCGACCCACAAGAACCAGUUGAGCAAUUUGUUCAAGUAGGAGAACAAGUUGUUCCAGUAACAUCUGCCGGAUACUAUUAUCCAGUUGCUUCCGGAGUUCCAGCCUGCUUUACUGGAAAUUCAAAGGUUAUGACUCCAGCAGGAGAAAAGUCAAUGGCUGAUUUGAGUGUUGGAGAUAUGGUUAUGACUUAUGAGUAUGGAAAGAUGACAUACACAAGAGUUGCAUCAUGGCUUCAUAGACUCCCAGAUACAAAAGCUGCCUUCAUCAAGCUCACUACUGAGCAAGGAGCUAUUAUCGAUAUGACUCCGCAGCAUUUCAUCUACAAGGCUAACUGCGUUACAGAAGAAAUGGAACUUGUGUAUGCUGAGGAUAUGACCAUUGGGGAUUGUCUGAUGGUGAAGGAAAAUGAAAAACUCGUGAUGACAACUAUCAGUGAAAAAUCAACAUUUUACGAGACUGGAGUGUACGCUCCAAUGACUGAAACUGGAGAUUUAAUUGUUGAUGACGUGUAUGCUUCAUGUCACAAUGUUGUCAAGGCUAACACAUUAUCUCAUACUUUCCUCAACUUCGCCACUUCCGUUCAACAAAAGAUGCGAUCAGUUCUUGGAUCAUUAGAAGAAACUGGGCAUCUUCCAGCCACUUCUGAAUUCUUCUUGAAUAUCAUUGAUGUUCUAUUGCCACAUAAGUACUAGUCAUCUCUUCAAUUUUAAUAACUAAUAAUUAUUUAUAAUAAACCUCCUUGACAUGUCGAUCUUUUCAAUUUUUCUCUCAAAGGAUAAUAAAUGUUUUCAAAAUUUU
Messenger RNA from Caenorhabditis elegans, 1748 nucleotides. It is a transcript of the gene wrt-1, whose product is annotated as Warthog protein 1 N-product. The record is from RefSeq and is marked reviewed. Gene Ontology annotation, cellular component: plasma membrane; extracellular region; cell surface. NCBI's taxonomy places the organism in Eukaryota, Metazoa, Nematoda, Chromadorea, Rhabditida, Rhabditidae. Gene Ontology annotation, biological process: system development; cell-cell signaling; intein-mediated protein splicing.